UUUUGUUUUUAUGGUUAACUAACUUGAACAAGACUAUGGCAAAAUCAUAUGCAGUAGUUUUUUUUAUUGGACAAGACUCGUAUUCUGAAAUUCCAAGCAAUUGGCUUCUAUAUAACGAUGAACCUGAAGGAAAAAGGACGAAGUGUCAAUGGCCACCCUCAUUUGCUAAAAAUCUACAGCAAUUGUUAAAACAGAGAGUCGAACCAAGUCAAGAUUGGCCUAUUCAUGAAAUUGAAAUUUUAAGAUAUUGUGAUACUCUGGCUAAAGCAAGAAAAGCUGCUGAAGAUUCGGAAUAUGAGUCAACGACCGACAAACCAUUGGGAAGAGGAUUAAGAUCAAAGCGACUUACUGCUGUUGCUGCUGCUGCGGCUACUUUUAAUUCAAAAAACAACAAAGUAUCUGAUAGUUCUGAAGAAGACAGUGAUGAUAAGACAACUAAAAAAGUUUCUCCAAUGCCUACGAUGCAUAAGAUCCCUGCAAUUCAAAAUCAGAUAAAGCCUCCAUUGGUUGCAAACAUAUCGUCGUCUGUGCGUAAAAUGAAUGAAACUGAUGGUGCUCAAUCCGUAAUACAAAAACAUUUUGAAGACGAUUCAAGAACCACUGGUUCUGGAUGCACUAGAAAUAAUGAAAAUUAUGUUCCAUCCGACUUGGAAAAUGAUGAUGAUGAUGACGACAAUCGCUUUAAUGUACUUAAUGCAAAGUUGAAUAAGUGUUUAAGACUUCUGGGCGCAUUAACGGUAGAUGUGAAAGAUGUAAAGCAACGAACGGCAAUUAAUAAUUGUGGGAAUGCUUGUGAUGUUGGUAGUGAAACUGCCUUGCAAAUAAAAAAAGAUCUGCCACUGAAAUCAAGAGCAGAGGUAAUUGCUUUCGAAGAAAAACUGUCAAACUCACAGGAUUAUCGUCAACAAUUUGUAAAAACUAUUUAUCAGAUUGGAGGAGCGAAUGGUAAAGAUUACACAGAGAGAGUACUUAAUGCAAUAUUCUCGCAAUCAUUUGCUACCGACAAUACUUGGGAAGGCAAGAAGACCAAAUAUAAAGUCAAUAAGUUGAACUUAAUUAAAAUGUGCGAAGAGGUAAUAUUGAAGAGAUUUAGUACUUGGGACAGUGCUGAAUUUUCCAAAGCUGGAACUAAUUGGUUUCGAUUAGGGAAUCAGAGAGCAGGUCAUCAACCAAAACAAGUUGAAAAGAAAACUAAGGCUACAAACGAUAACAAUACCGAACAAUAAGAACUGGCGAGUUUCCCGAGUAAGUGAUUUCAACAAAUUCACACAAUAUUCAUUCAAUGUAAGAUUCAUACUA
Messenger RNA from Chrysoperla carnea, 1299 nucleotides. RefSeq lists its product as uncharacterized. The record is from RefSeq and is a predicted model, not a curated record. Lineage: Eukaryota; Metazoa; Arthropoda; Insecta; Neuroptera; Chrysopidae. The coding region runs from base 36 to 1226 and encodes 396 amino acids. The transcript is spliced from 7 exons.